AAAGUUCCCAAGGCCAAAAGCUACAAUUUGAGGAUUUGAUCAAUGGUCCAAGCAAGCAAUGUCAACAUUGAACAAGAUUGUGCCUUUACUUUCUUAGUUUCUUCCUUUCCCAAGUGUCGCAUUAAAGAAUAUGGCGCCCAUGUCAACGCGCGGUUCCGUAAUGAACAAUCAUACAAAUGGAUUGGGUGUACCAAAGUCUCAGGUAAAUGCGAAUAGCCCGAAUUCUACUGUCAUUAAAGCUGAUUUGAGCUUUCUAUUUCUAGAAUUUGCGAGAAGGAAGUUGGCAGGUGAUAACUGUAGGUUUCGUUGGAAUGUAGUCUAGAACGUUCAAGAAUGCUAACCUUUACGCGCAGCCGGAAUCAAGAUUUGAAAGAGAACUUUCUGAAGACCUUUCUUCUUGUGAUGGAAUGUCGCGCUAUGGUGAAGAGCAAGAUCAAGGUUAGUGAUGCUUGGUUAUUGUUAUGAUUAUUGUGCGCUUUGCACCUACUGAUCUCUCUCAGUGGUUGGAUACAAAAAACCUGCUAUGAUAGAAAGUCCAGGAGAAACUGAAGCCGUCUUAUACCCCCUUCAAGAUGCUGCGAAUCGAGUUGGAAAUGAGGUCGAGAAGUUUGCGGAAUUUCUAGAUGGAUAUAAUCCUUUGAGGGUGGCAGAUGGAGAUGAGAGACGAGAGAUGGCAUUCGAUUUAAUUGAACUGUAUCACAAGACUGCUCUCGACACACUGGAUCAAUUACGAGAUCGCCAUGAAUCCGAACGCCGAAAGAUGGAGGGUUUGAGUUGGAGGAAAAAGAUGAGAGGUUUCAAGAUCGCACAAGACACUGAUGAGAUGGACAUGGAGAACUCGGAUGACGAGGAUCAGUUUAUCACAAGUUCGAGGACAACCGUAAAGGAUUUAAUUCGCUGGGAGCAAGAGGCGCAAACUUGGGACUUGCUUAAAAGAUUGGCACAUCUACGAUUUCCCGAACCAAAUACUGGAAAAGAGUUUGAAUCCCCGCAGGAACCUAUAAACCAGUAUACGAGUGAACGAGAGGCUUGGGAUCGUUUUCUACAGACUGAUAAUUUAGCACUGGAACGAAAAACUGUGCUCCGGUGGCUUCAGGAUACGGCGGAAGAAUCAGGAGAUGAAAUUGACGUCCUAGUCCAAGAUUUACAACAAAAUGCCGAAAGAGGAGACAUCAUCGCACAUGGUUGGUUACACACUAAGGCUGCUAUCAAACUCCAGAAAAAUCAGCAUUCUUGGCCUCGAACUCUCGAUCCUAAUUCUCAAGAGAUUCAAAAAAUCAUGUGGAACUCUUCUAAAACCGAACCUCUGGUCACUCAGCUUGAUCCCGAUGCAGUGACACGUCAAGGCCGAAAGUUGGAAAAACAGGAUGAGUACUUUGAGCGUGCCAUCUGGUUGGGAUGCUAUCAGAUGCUUCGUCGAGGAAGAAGCCCUGCUGAAAUUAGAGAAUGGUGUAUGGAUCGAACUGAAGUAUGGAGAGCAGUCAGCAUGUCAGGUUUGCCGGAUGAUAAGCCACUAGAAGAAGCCGAGGAAGGUGAUAUUGCAUCUGGAGCUCUUUGGAGACGCAUGUGUUUUGCACUUGCUCGAAAGGGUGGAAAUGACGAAUAUGAACGAGCAGUAUAUGGUAUUCUCUCUGGCGACAUAUCGAGUGUCGAACCUGCGUGUCAAUCAUGGGAUGACUUAAUUUUCACACAUUACAAUGCCUUGCUGAGAACACAAUUCGAUAAUUACAUCCAAUCAGGGCCUCAAACAUUAAUGAAUGGAACUCUGGCAUUUGGGACACUUGAUGCUGUUGCCCUUCAUGGGGAUAAUGCGAUAGCUGGGAAACGACUUGUUGAAAGCUUAAAGACAGAUGCACGGACGGCAGAAGAAAGCUCACAACCAAUGAAAAUGCUUCAAGGUGUGUUGAUUGGAGAACAAUUUGCAGACUUCAUCUAUCAACAAGGUUUGGCGUUGUCAAAAUUUGCGAACGCGGAAACCACCUCGAACUUGAUACCCCGUACGGAUGAGCAACCGAAAGAUCAAGACAUUACUAAUUAUGUCAAUUUGGGUGAUCACGAUAGUUUGCGAGUUUUUACUCAUGCUAUACUCAUCUUUAGAGGUCUUGGGUUAAAUUUUGGUGGUGUAGUCAAAGAAUCUGUCAUCGAGAAUGUGAUUGUCGCAUACGUUAGUUUCCUACGUCUCGCAAAUAAAGGGGAACUCAUACCUCUUUAUUGUUCUCAACUCUCUGGAGCAAGAAGAUAUGCCACACUUAGUCGCACUCUGAUUGAUAUUACAGAUCAUGAACAACGAGUCACCCAAAUCAGAUUGAUGAGGGAGUUAGGAUUGGAUGUUCAACAGUUCGUCAACUAUCAGUCAAGGUUUCUUUUCUCGGAUCACCCUGAUGGAGCUAAAGGAUAUCCAUCACCUAAGGAGUUUCAGGUUCUGGUAGAUGAUGGCAGGGGAGGCAAAAAGAUAAGGAGGCAUUUUACAGAACAGGAUUCCAAGACCCUUGAUAGGAUUGAUCUUUUACUCAUCAGAAGUUUAGAGUGGUAUCUACUUGUAGAUGGACUUUGGUCUGAAACAUUCAUGGUUGGUAGAAUGCUGUAUCAGCGGUUCUAUAGUAAGUUUUCAAUCUUAGAUUUCUCGUUCAAUGCUAAAUACUCAUCAGAGAAUCUACACCUUUCCGCUGCUCUCGCCUUAUCUCAAGAAAUAACAAGUUCCGAAAUCGCAUUGAGUAAAACUCGAGCAUUGUUAGGCGAAAGCCUCGAUUUUCAGGGUCUGGAAUCGGAAGAGAAUGAAGAUCUGACUGAAGUUCUUGAUGGUUCAGCAGAUAAGAAGAGAUACCUAAAAAAGUAUAUGGUGGAGCAAGCAAAGAGUUUCAGAGAACUUGAGACAUUAGCCUUGACUUUGGAUCACAUAGAGAGUGCAUGGGGUAUGUUCUUUAUGAUGCAAGGGUGAGUUAUUUGAUAUCUGGAUUUAGUUUUGUCGCUAACAUGUUACCUCAGGGAUGAUGACAUUGAAAUAAAAAGGUCCAUGAAGCGAGCGUUAGGUCAAAGCCUCCCGGCAGGGAAUAUUAGUGCAGAGCCAUUAUUUAAUGGAUGGUUGACAACAAGUUUGCAAGGUAAGCUAUUUUUAUUCUAUAAAUUUGCAAAGGUUUUGACAUAUUUUAUUAGAACAACCCGAUUUUGCAAGGAUACGAGAAACCUAUCUUCCUGAGACUAUUCUUGCUUGGAUCGCAACAUUACAGAUGGCUGGAGCUGUGUUGACUCGUGAUUACUUGAUGACUUCCAUGGAAUUGUCUACUAUCCUGGCGGAUGAAAAUUCUGAUCUCUUGGAGCUCUUUUCCAAAACCGGAAGAAUGCCAGAACUUGUGAACGCGCUUGCAUCUGCAAGCAAAGAACUUCUACUCGUAUCAAGUAGAAGUAAGAGAUCUACGACAUCGAAAAAUAGUAAGAAAAUGAAGGAAACGGGAUGGACAACGGAUUUGUGGAACGUCAAAUCAUAAGGUUUUGUAUAAUAUGACGAUAUGGUAUGGAAGUGGAAAUUCUCAUUCGAUCAUUAUUAUGAAGAUGGCUUUGGGAUGUUGAUGGUCAACAGGAUGGAUUGGAUGGGGUAGAAGCUUAGGAAUGUCAUCCUAUUUGAAUGGAUUCUUAUGAUUUCGUAUCAACCUUCCAUUAUUGAAUGAAGCAAGAAGCCAACACCUUUUAAUAUUAGGGGAGAGAUCUCUUGCGGUUUAAUUUGUGUGAUGUGUGUAAGUCUA
Molecule: messenger RNA, 3740 nt
Organism: Sclerotinia trifoliorum
Lineage: Eukaryota; Fungi; Ascomycota; Leotiomycetes; Helotiales; Sclerotiniaceae
Source: the annotation of a GenBank genome assembly